GUCCUGUCCCAGCAGCCCUCCGGAAGAAGCUGAGGAUGUGUGCUGCGUGUUGCGGCCGCUAGAGGGCGAAAACGUCCCGUCCACGCUGUGAGUCCUCGGAAGUUGUGAGAGCGUGCUACCCAACACAACCAAAACAAUGAAAGCUAUCAUUCAGAGGGUCACCAAAGCGACUGUGACAGUGGGUGAGGAGCAGAUCAGUUCAAUAGGACGAGGACUGUGUGUGCUGCUGGGUAUAUCUGUGGAGGACACCCAGAGGGAUGCUGAUUACAUAGUACGUAAGAUCCUGAACCUGCGGAUGUUUGAAGACGAAAACGGGCGAGCAUGGAGCAAAAGCGUUAUGGACCGGGACUUUGAGGUGCUGUGUGUUAGCCAGUUCACCCUGCAGUGUAUACUGAAGGGCAACAAGCCAGACUUCCAUUCAGCCAUGCCUGCAGAGCUCGCCCAGUCCUUCUACAACAGCAUCCUGGAGAACAUGAGGAGUGCCUACAAGCCAGAGCAUAUCAAGGAUGGGAUGUUUGGAGCUUACAUGCAGGUCCAUAUACAAAAUGACGGACCUGUUACAAUUGAAUUGACUUCACCUGCUGGUCCCACAGACCCCAAACAGCUGUCAAAGCAGGAGAAGCAGCAGCAAAGGAAAGAGAAAACGCGCUCCAAGGGCCCCUCAGAGUCGGGCAGGGAGAAGGGCACCCUACGUUCCCGACAGGACCCAAAUGCCAGUAGUGGAGCAGAGGGUGACGUGUCAUCAGAGAGGGAGCCCUAGUUGUCCUACCGGGGACAUGACAGUGAGCCUAGUUUCCCUCAGGAAGGCCUUAAUCUUCAGUGACUUAGACCUGAUUGUGGACUGUCCUCCUUCCUGUUUGGAAAUCAGCAGGAUUUCUUUCGGCCUGUCGCAGAGAACAUCUUGCCCUUGCUUGUGUCCUUAGCCUCUCUUCAGAAUCAGAUAGGCCCGGCUGGGUGUAAACAAAGUAGCAAAGAUGAUCUGAGAGAUUGAACAAGGGUGUAUAGAACGGGAACAUAGGUGAUAUUGGAUAGAGCAGACAUCAGCAGCACUACAUUGUGUGGCCUAGUAGCUUUCUGUGCUCUCUUUGUGUUUUUCCCACUGCACUUCAGUCCAUGUUUCUACCUCCAUCUGUCUCAGUCUCUUUAUCUUUCUCUUCAGACUCUCCGCACCUGUCUCACUCUCAGCCUGCAGUUCCCACUUAAUCUCCGUUUAGGGACACGACACUGACCAUGAAGCAUAGCUCAACUCCAAGUCCUUCUGUAAAGUACAGUGAUAAUGUAACAGCCUUGCCAUAUUGGUUGCACCAGUGACACCUCAUGAUUGGCAAAGUCACAUGUGUAAGGUCUUUUUUUUUUUU
This is a messenger RNA of Xiphias gladius (swordfish), 1358 nucleotides long. RefSeq names its product D-aminoacyl-tRNA deacylase 1 (gene dtd1). Gene Ontology annotation, molecular function: D-tyrosyl-tRNA(Tyr) deacylase activity. The record is from RefSeq and is a predicted model, not a curated record. Bases 137 to 760 code for a protein of 207 amino acids. Lineage: Eukaryota; Metazoa; Chordata; Actinopteri; Istiophoriformes; Xiphiidae. Gene Ontology annotation, biological process: tRNA metabolic process. The transcript has 6 exons. Gene Ontology annotation, cellular component: cytoplasm.